This is a messenger RNA of Aedes aegypti (yellow fever mosquito), 2494 nucleotides long. Its product is annotated as transmembrane protease serine 9. Gene Ontology annotation, molecular function: serine-type endopeptidase activity. NCBI's taxonomy places the organism in Eukaryota, Metazoa, Arthropoda, Insecta, Diptera, Culicidae. The record is from RefSeq and is a predicted model, not a curated record. The transcript is spliced from 7 exons. Gene Ontology annotation, biological process: proteolysis.
UACUUUCUUUCCAUGGUCACCGCGCGCGCCUCACACUCUUCUACCAGUAGUGCCAAUAGUGAUAGCAGCAGCGACAGCAAAUUGUCAUCGCGGCUCAUCGCGUUCAGAAUCUCCCGUCACGGUUUAGUAGUGGUUAACUUUGCGCCGAGAUUAGAUCGACGUAUGUUUAGGGCGUAUGACGAAAAAGAAGAGCCCUUGGAGUCCUGGCUUCGCGUUCUGAACUUUUGCAACAGCUGAAUCGGGUCGAAGCGUCUUUCAGACAGGCGGUUAAUAUUCAGGACAAGUGACUGCCACACAAAUGGCAAGCAUACCCAACGGAUUUAAAUUCAACUAGUCGGCACACCAGUGAAAGUGAUCGAGCUGAUAUUGACAAGUUUCUGUUCAAUAGCAGAUCGAAUAAAUUUCAGCAAAGCGUGAAUUAGUGCUAACAGCAAGUGAUAAUUGAAAGAAAAUGGAACGAUAUUUCAGCCUGCUGACUCAGUUGCUGACCGUGUGUGUUCUAAUUGGGCUGAUAAAUUGUCAUAUCACUUAUGAAACCCAAGUCCGUCCCGCUCCGCGGCAGGACCCUAACCAACGUAAUCCCUUUCUCGAGUGGCUUGUCAGCUGGAUUGGCUCCACUACGACCACCCAAGCCCCACCACUAACUCCACCUUCCGAUUGUGAUGAGUGCAAAUGCGGUCGAACCAAUCAAGCGACCCGAAUCGUUGGCGGCACGGAAACUCGCGUCAACCAAUACCCAUGGAUGGCAAUGCUUCAGUACGGUGGAACCUUCUACUGUGGAGGCUCAUUGAUCACAGAUCAGCAUGUCGUGACGGCAGCUCACUGCGUCCAUGGUUUCAAUCCCGCCAAGAUAUCCGUCAUUUUGCUGGAUCAUGAUCGUUCCAGUACAACCGAAGCGCAGACUAUUACCUGCAAAGUGGAUCGAGUGAUCAAACACAAUGGGUAUAACUCAAACAACUACAACAGUGAUAUCGCGGUGCUGAAGCUUGAUCAGAGGAUCAAAUUUAGCGAUAAGAUUCGACCAGUUUGCCUUCCAUCGGCGAAGAAAUCCUUCACGGGUUAUGAAGGAAUCGUGACUGGAUGGGGAGCAACGUCGGAAAAUGGGCAGAUAUCUGUUAAUCUGCAGGAAGUUGCCGUACCGAUAAUGUCCAACACGGACUGUAAGAAAACCGGGUAUGGACAGAGCCGCAUAACUGACAAUAUGCUGUGUGCUGGGUACCCAGAGGGAAAGAAAGAUUCUUGCCAGGGAGACAGUGGGGGUCCACUGCACGUUAUCGAUACGGAAAUGAAAUCGGAGAACGUCCAUCAACUUGCGGGGAUUGUAUCGUGGGGAGAGGGAUGUGCCAAGCCAAACUACCCUGGAGUAUACACCAGGGUGAAUCGUUUCCGAACAUGGCUUAUGACUAAUACCGCCGAUGCUUGCUACUGUUCGGAAGUAACACCAAAUGCGGCUGACGAAUUGACAAACGACGAAGAUAGUGUCGUUAUCACCGCCGAAGGCAAUCCAGGUCGUCAAGAUAAUGCCUUUUUGGAAUGGUUAGAAGUACUAACCGGAAUUCAACGCCCAUCGCCUCCACUGAAGCCAGCUGAAAAUUGUACCAUGUGUCAAUGUGGUCGAACCAACACGGUGAAGCGAAUCGUUGGAGGAAUGGAGACUCGCGUCAAUCAGUAUCCAUGGAUGACAAUCCUCAAGUACAACAAUCGGUUCUACUGUGGCGGUACGCUCAUUACCGAUCGACACGUAAUGACAGCUGCCCAUUGUGUUCACGGUUUCAGCCGAACACGGAUGAGCGUUACGCUGUUGGAUCAUGACCAAAGUUUGUCGAAUGAGACGGAAACUAUAACGGCAAAGGUGGAGCGGAUCUACAAACAUCCCAAGUACAGCCCUCUGAACUACGAUAAUGAUAUUGCUGUUCUACGACUGGAUACUGUGCUGCAAAUGACCGAUAAGCUGAGGCCGGUGUGUCAGCCAACUUCCGGGGAACUGUUCACGGGUUACGAUGGUAUUGUGACUGGUUGGGGAACAACCUCCUCUGGGGGAAGCGUUUCACCAACACUCCAGGAGGUCUCGGUUCCAAUCAUGUCCAACGAUGACUGCAGAAACACCAGCUACAGCGCAGACCAAAUCACCGACAACAUGAUGUGCGCUGGGUAUCCCGAGGGAAUGAAGGAUUCCUGCCAAGGCGACAGUGGUGGCCCCCUGCAUGUGAUUAGCAAGGAAAUGGAGUCGGAAAACAUUCAUCAGAUCGCAGGGGUUGUAUCUUGGGGUCAGGGUUGCGCCAAACCGGACUACCCGGGAGUGUAUAGCAGAGUGAACCGCUAUGAGGAUUGGAUCAAAAAUAAUACAAUCGACGGGUGUUACUGUGUACAGUGAUCAACAAUUAGUAACAAAUUACAGUGAAAUAAUCGUUCAUUUAUUUAUUUAUUUAUUUAUAUUUUAGUCAGUAGCAAUGUGCAAUAUUUUCAAAACUGAAACGUGCAAUAAGAUAUAUAA